This is a messenger RNA of Plasmodium gonderi, 5364 nucleotides long. RefSeq lists its product as hypothetical. The record is from RefSeq and is a predicted model, not a curated record. The transcript has a single exon. Bases 1 to 5364 code for a protein of 1787 amino acids. Lineage: Eukaryota; Apicomplexa; Aconoidasida; Haemosporida; Plasmodiidae.
AUGGAAAAUGAAGAAAAUGCAAACCACCAAAUUUUUUUUUGCGACACAAUUACUAGCAUAAAUCGUCUCACAGGAAAUGAAUUUUAUUUCUAUUCUAACGAUGAUGCGGAUAUAUAUAGGAAAAAAAAAUGCAAUGAAUUGCAAAUAGGUGAAGCGAACACAGGUGACCACAGUGAAUUGCAACCCUUAAUUAUAAAUGAUGGAGACAUCAAAAGGAACAAACUGAAGAAUCAAAAGCAGAGUGAAAUACAAACGGGAAAAAAAAAACAAUGUAAGGUUAGUAAAAAAGAGCAAGGAGACACAAGUAAUUACUUCUCUAGCGAAAGAACAAUUAAUGAACACGUAUAUGAGGAAAGAGAAAGAUUAGUCUUUGAACAAGAAUUUAACAAAGUGCACGACAUGUAUAAUGUCGAAGAAAUUAUGAAAAUCAUAAAUAAAUUAAAUUCCAUAAGAAAAGAAAUUGAAACUGUAAUAUAUAAAAAGUUAGAAAAAAAAUACAGUGAAUUUCUUACAGCUUCAGACAAAAUUAAAGAUAUAGAAAUGUUCAUAAAAAAUAUUAAUGACUUAGUAGUGGAAAAUACUAGAGAGCUAAAACUUCUGCAAGACAAAAAAUAUAGACAAAGUUUAAACAUAAUAAAUCUUGUUACUAAAAAAAAAAAAUUCCAAAAAAUUAAUUUAGUUAUAUUAACUAUAUAUAUUAUAUAUAUAUGUGAUAGACUAAUAUUUAAAAGUAUCUUAAAAAAAGACUAUGAAUAUGCUUCCUUGGUAUAUUUUGAGUUAGUCAAUUUUAUAAAAGCAAAUGCCAAAUACCUUGACAAAAUUAAUUGUAUACUUCAUUUAAAGGAAAAAAUUAUGCUAGAAUAUUUUGACAGAUUAAAGCAAAAAAAUCAAACAAGUUUUGUCGAGUUCUUAUUUUCAAACAAUACAAACAAAAAUUUUGAAGUGCAAUUAAAAAACUCCUUCAAAAUUUAUUACUUGCUUUUUAAAAGCAAGCCUUCGAAUUUUAUCGAAAAUUUGUUAGCCUUUAUAUACCAGUGUUUUCGAAAAAUCUCAAAACAAGUCAUUUUUUCCUUCUUAAUUGUAAUCAAGAAGAGUGGAAGUAGAGACAAACAAAAGAAGGAAGAAAAAAAAAAAGAAAAUCUGAUAGAUGCAAAAAAAGUAGCAGAAAAUACCAAACAGCAGAAAGGGGCAGAAAAUGGCAACUACUCCACACAAGACUUUGAUAAAAAAAAUUCAUUUUACAAAGAAGACAUAAAAAAAACAGUUGACACUUAUGAAUUAAAAACAAAUGGUUCGUGUGAACAUAGCCCAAAUGAUACCCCAUCAUUGUAUGAAAAUUGUAUGUAUGAAGAUAUAAAUAAUAAGAGUUCAAAUCAAAGAAAAAAUAUAGUGCAAAAUGUAAACCUUAAAAAAAACGAAGGAACAUCUCGUCUUAUAGCAAAUGUUGAUGAUUCUUCCUCCCCAAGAGAUACUAACAUAAGUGAUGUGACUAACCCUGGAUAUGAAAAUAGAGACAAAUUAAAAAUGAUAGGAAAUAAAACGAUAAAUAACAAUUUAUCAUCAACUUUGAAUAACCCAAAUGAUACAUUCGAAAUUGAUAUAAACCACAUUCAAGAAGAAGCAAACUUUUUGUUUAUUCCUCUCAAUGAAUUGGCGCAAAAAUUAAACGAGAAAAACUGUUUGACUUCUCUUCUUAAAAUUUACGAAAUUGUGUUUGAUGUGAUGAAAAAAUAUGACUCCAUCAUCAUUUAUUUAUUAAAUUAUAAAAAAAAAGAACCAUCUAAGGGAGAUUCAAGAGGGUUAAAAAAAGAGGACACAUCACUUAAUCACAAUAGCAGGGAUUCUUCAGUAGGUGACGACACCUUCCAAUUUUCUAAGUAUCACAAUAAUAGGGGAAGUAUAGUCCUUGAAAAUGAACCGUUCGAUGAAAUUGGUAAGAUGGACAAGAAUGAUCCGGAGGGUGAAAAUUUAUAUAAGUACAACUUUCAGUCAAACGAAACACAUAUCUUGGAUGAUACAAACUGGGAAGAGAAUCUCCCCCAAUAUGUUGAUCAUAGAAACAGUUUUAGAUUCUACGACAUGCUAAACGAAUAUAAAAACGAAAAAUACCAUUCGAUAAUCUCGAAAUACUAUCAAAUAAAUGAUGGUAGUAGUUAUUCUCCCCUAAUAAAAUAUUUUGUAAAAAAUGUAGACAUAGAAAAUAGCACCUACGCAGAGUAUUCUUUAAAAAUUCAAGAACGAGUUGAAUCAUAUUUAAAAAACAGAAAUAUCCAAUAUGAUAAUUCAGAGACGUACAGAAAAUUUGCUCUAGAUAAUGCGAACAAAUUGAUAAGUGCUAAAAAUAAGUUUUUAAAAAAUAUAGAGAAAGUGAUAAAAACGAUUAUCGAACAUAUUAGAUUUGACAAUUUCAAUUUUCAUUAUAUUUUUCGAUUUGCAAUCGUUACUAUUAUUUUUUGUGUUAAUUCAUUUCUUUUUGAGAAUAACUGCUCGAAUAGUCGAAUCUACCACUUGAAAAAAGGUGAAUGGAGAGGAAUUUGUUCAACUGAAAUGUGUAACGAAAAGGAUAGCCAAAAUGAGGAUGAAAAAAAAGAAGAGUCACCAACACUGCGCAACGAAGCGGAAAGUCACGAAUGUUUAGCGGAAAACCAUCAAACAGAUAAAAAAACAGAAACAAAGAAAUUAAUUCAUGAAAGUGUUCAGACCAAAAUAAAAAGCACAACAAAGUCAAGUAUAAACUCAAAUUUUUACGGAUACAAGGGGAAAAAUAAUUUCACAAAAUUGGUCAAAAGUGUGAAUAUACAAUCUCGACACAGUAGCGCAGAAAGAACAUACAAAAGUGAAACACCUAUCCAAGAUAACGAGUUGAACAUGAAAAACUAUCAGACAAAGAAUGAUUAUCAAUCGAAAAUGGAAGAAACGUGCAUGGAAUAUUUUCUGAGUGAAAAUGCUCCAAUUCUUCUAGUAGAGGAGAAAAGAACGGAAUUCUUCCACAAUUUGCUUAAAAAUAAUUCUAUUUUUGAAGAAAUGGAAAAUAAAAUUAAAGAUAAUCUUCACCAUUUUUUUUAUCAUAAUGGGAAAAAAUUAAAUGACUCCAUUAAUAAAGACAACUGGGUUCGGGUACCUGUAAAAAUAAAUCAAUGCAUUUUUAAAAAGAAGUUUCAUUUUUUUCAUAUAAUAUCGUUUUAUAAGAAGACUUUUUAUGAUUUUUUGAAUUCCCCUAUUUCGGAAAACCCCCUAGUUAAUCUUAAUCUCAAAAAGUUAGAAGAGGAGUUGUGCUCUGAAGAGGAAAUAUCCGAACAUGUGAAUAUAGGGUUAGUCACAAAUUUGGGAGGGUCAAAAUUCAGUAACGAAGGGGCUAUUGAACCCAAUUGGGGUAAAUAUACCAAGUCUGACUUUGAUACAGCCCAAGUGCGUAAAGAAACAAACAAUCUCUACUAUGACAAAACGUGCGUAGAGACAAAUCUUAAGAAAACAAAAAACAUGAUAAACAAUAAGGAGAUGUUCGAAAUUGUUAACUUUGAUAUUGUUUUAUCAAACAGUAGCAACAUGCUUACAUGUUCGCUACAGAAUUAUUUAAUGUUUAAAGAAUUAUUCCCCAACUUGAAAGACAUAAUAAACCAAUACAUUUUCAAAAUCAUCGAUUUUUACAUGUACGUGUUGUGCUCCUAUUUUAUGAAAAGAGAAACAAUGGAAGAACUUCUAAUAGAUUUAAAAAAAUACAACGACAGACUAGGCAUAAAUAACAUAUUUUUUAUUAUAAAAAAACAAGAAAAAUAUAAACAGUUAUACAAUUUUUUAAUUUUUUAUAAUGAAGAAAUUAAAAAAAAUGCAGAUAAUUAUCAUUUUCUGUAUGUUCAAAAAAAUCCUCAUCGUUUUUUCCAAAGUAAAUAUAACACAACAAAUUGUAACAUCAAUUUAAAGGAUAGUCCAUGUCCAUCUCUUAAUCUAUGCAACUUUCACACAAUUUACAGUUCCACAUGUCACUAUGCAAUUUCUGAAAAAAUUAUUUCCAUCGAAUCGUUGUAUUGCUUAAUUAGUAAAUUGAAAGAAGAAAUAAUGCAAACAAAGGAUAAUUCAAAUAAAGAACAUAUUGAUCAAAUGAAAAAUAACCAUGGACAUAGUCCAAUGCAAAAUGAAAUUUCCAACCAAGAGGUUAACGUAAGACAUAAUAAUAGUGGCUUUAAUAACACUAGUAGAAAAGACAACAUUGAAUGGGAUUCAUUUCUUCCUUUCUUUGAACAAAAGCUACGCAUUAUUGAUGAACUGCGAAUUCUAGUUUAUUGCGAUUCCUUGUACGAAAUUGUAGACAGUACCAACUACAUUAAUGAAGUAGUCAAAUUAAUUAAUGAUGCAUGUAACAAUUAUAAAAGUGCUAUAAACGGAAAGGACGAUUUUGACAACCUCAAUGCAAAAAAAAAAUUUCAAACAAAUAUGAACCAGUUUAUGAAUUUAUACAUUAACAUACUGAAUGAUGCAAAGAGAAAAAUAAUGUUCUGUUGUGAUGGGGUUGUAUCAGUUGUAGUUCAUUACCUACUAUGGAAUUUAAUAAAUUAUAUUUUUAAUUUAAAUAACAUUGAAAUUGUCCACCAUAUCAGGAGUGAAGUGGCACCAAUAAUCGAUCCUAACAAUACCAACAACUCAGGGGGAAAUGAUUCUUCAUUCAAAAAUGAAAACCAAGUAAGAACAAAUCAGCAUGUACACACCACAGGUGCAAAUACAAAAGGGACAGAAGAGUCUAUAGCGAACCUCCAAAGGGAAACUAAAGUUUUGCCAUUUUGUAAUGAUGCAAAAUUUUCAGGAGCAAACCUUGUCAGUAAUAAUAAAUCUACUUUGCAUGGAGCAAUUAGACAAAAAGUUGGUUGUUCUACAGAUAGCGAUAACAGUAGCACCUAUUGUGGGGGUGCUACUGAAGACAUAAUAAAUACGUUGAAGUAUUUUUUUAACAAAAUUUCUAACUCCAUAAUUCAACAUAUAACAAAUUUGGAAAAUGAAAUAGAGAAGUACCUAAGUUCUAGUGAGGUUGACAAUGAUAGUAACUGUAACACGGAUAUACGCAACACGGUUUACAUGAAGCUUUACAAAGAUUUAAAAGAUUUUAAUACAGAAAGGCAUAAUUUUUACUAUAUUUUUCUUUCAAAAGGAAUGAAUUACUACGAUCAAUAUGUAGACCUACAUUUAUACAACUUAGAAAAACUCGAUCAAUUGAUUAAAUGUGCAAAUCCAGAUUUCUUCCAAUACAAACAUGUUCAUUCAGUUAUUUUGAAGUAUCAUUCUUGUAAGCUAGUGCCAGAGAGCUACGUUGCUCAAUACGAAAUGGGUAUCUUAAAGGAAAUACAAAGCAAAAUAAUAUCACGCACUGUGUAA